This is a messenger RNA of Coffea arabica (coffee), 788 nucleotides long. The record is from RefSeq and is a predicted model, not a curated record. Lineage: Eukaryota; Viridiplantae; Streptophyta; Magnoliopsida; Gentianales; Rubiaceae.
UGGAACGGGGGCAGCAGCAGCAGCAGCAGCAUGAGGUCACAGAACAAGAGGACGAGAAGAAGAAUGAGCAGCAGCAGGAGGAGGUACCACUGCUGCUCAACCCUACCGCACCUCAGACGACCAGCAAAGAGGAUGAAGAGAGUGAUAAAUACAAAAGAAAGAAGGAGGUUGAGGAGAAACUGAAGAUUUUGAAAGAAAAAAAGCAUGGUCUGGUGCAGGUGCUAAAACAGAUCCAAAAUGCAGAAGAAGAACUUAAGAGGCGAAGCAGUGGACAGGGCAUGGCGGUUUGCCCAUCUGUUCCACUUCAAGUAGACAUUCCAACUGAUACCGGGUCAAUGACUAGGCUUAACACUCCUAGAGUUGGCUCAGAUGGAACCCUUGGCGGUGAGGUGGACGGAGGGGAAAAUGAUGGCAUGUUGAACCAUAAUCCCGAUGCUCGCCAUUUGCUUCGUAUGAGCAGCAGCUCCCCUUCCCCUUCUUCAGAUUCUCAACCCAAGAAGCCUGCUUAUAAUGUGGUUCCGAACCCUGCAAGAGCCAGUUUAGGGGUCUCCAGUCCUUCACGCUUUGCGCCAACCGGUCAGCAGGGACUGACUUCAAACUUGCCAACCGUUUCGGUGUCAGGGACCAAUUAUGUUGCCUCCUCUCCCUCUCCUGCUGCAUCAGGCGGAACGUCAGUUUUUAGAGAGAGCAGGGUCCCAAGUCCGUGGAAUUAGAAGCAAUAUUUUGCUAAACUGGAGAGGUAUCGACAGCAUGAAGACAUUAUUUAGAAUAUGCGUCUUUAAUGUUCU